CUGAUGUGCGUGUGCAUGUGUCCAGUGGCCUUGGAGGCGGUAUUUGAGGGGUUAUAUCGCCUGCGCUGGAUGCAUUCCUGGGUUCUGCGAAUUUUCAGUCAACUGCAGCAGGGUACUGUGUACGCCCUGGGAGAUCUGUGAUCUUGCUGGCGUCUGUUCACCAGAGCUUCUGAACUCCCUGGCUGGACCUCAUCUUCCUCUCUCAUCACCUACCGUUUCAACCUCAAGACAUAUCCGCAACCCAACAUGCCAUCCACGCCUUCAACAACGCCUUUCCAACCACCCCCACCUAUCCGCACCUCAACAGUGGCCUCCCAAUCCUCCUCCUCAGACGCCAUGUCCCCUGGUUCCGGAACCUUCUCACCCGCAUAUCCACCCCACGGCAGAGCCACCGUCGCCUCCCCGACAGAAACCAAGUUCUUUGACGCCAUCGUUUCUUGCGUCCGCGGACAUAGCCGCUCAAGAAGUCGUUCACGAAAUGGACGCCAUUCACGGUCACGGUCACGCUCGCCGAUGCUGAAUGCACCUCCCGAGCAACUUACCUCCUCGCCUUCCAAAAGCAGUACUUCCACACAAGGAGCAGGUGUGCGGAAACCGCAACUGCAGUCGAGACAUGCCUCGGCGGGGAGUCACGGGUCUAUACCAGCGGCCGCGAGACCAAGAAAGUCGGAGAGCCCAUUACCCAGACGGACGAGCAGUGAUAUGUGGCGGGGGAGACACUCGAAUGAGUGGUUGUUCGGAGGAUGGAGUGUGAGGGAGACGGCAAGAGAUAUUGUAAGGAGGAAGAGUUAGAUAAGAAAGAGAUUGACUAUCUUGUUACCGCGAUGAGGGCUGCGUGGUUUUCCUGCCUGUGUGGUGUUGGUUGUUGACUGUGUCUUGAUGCCUGGAAGAAAGAUGUACCAUUCCGAGGGCUUGUGCUGAGAUAUGGCAAGGAGAGAUGUAUUUCACCGGACUAAGCCAUUGGAGACAGUCCUGAUGGUUUGAGUGAUGGGUUCGGUUCUUCAUUUUUGGUACAGCUGGGUCUGUCCUUCAAAUUUCCCUGUAUGUAUUCGUUAGCUGGAUAAUGGAGGCUUUUGUUCGCGGAACCAUGACAGCAAUACUCGUACGUCGCGACUUUUUGGAUUCGUGACAAGUUCAAGGGCUGUCAGUGUUCGAGAGGAGAGAAAGGGUUUCCCAACAGGAGAAUACA
Molecule: messenger RNA, 1189 nt
Organism: Westerdykella ornata
Lineage: Eukaryota; Fungi; Ascomycota; Dothideomycetes; Pleosporales; Sporormiaceae
Exons: 1
Coding region: 247-792 (181 amino acids)
Source: RefSeq, a predicted model, not a curated record